Molecule: messenger RNA, 1149 nt
Organism: Naegleria gruberi
Lineage: Eukaryota; Heterolobosea; Eutetramitea; Acrasida; Naegleriidae
Exons: 1
Coding region: 1-1149 (382 amino acids)
Source: RefSeq, a predicted model, not a curated record
AUGACCUGUUCAAUCUUUAUCACUCGUCAUGAAGAUGUAAACCACCUCACUCCGAAGAAGGGAGAAAAUGGAGAGAAUAUACCACCUCUCAAGAGAAAGAAAGGAGUAAAUUAUGAUAUAUCAUUGGCAGAGUUUAAUGAAAUGUUUUCCAAAACACCACCUCAACAAUCCGAUACUACUUCAUCUACAAACUCUGGCAAAUUAAAUCCAUUCAAUAGUCAUAUUGAAAGAAAGGAUGAUACAACGUUUUGGAUUUAUGAUCCAACAGAUUUUGAUCCUUGGUUUGUUGCAAGAUUUGUUGCAGAGGAUACAUCAAUGACCAUUGGAAGUUUUGUUGAAAUUAUUUUGAGUACAACAGCACCAAGAUUUUGUAGAAACAUCAUGAAUGCUCUACAAGUUGCUUUCAAAUUUUCUGCGGAAAUUAAUGUAAAUUGCUUCUUUAAAGAUCACAACAAGUCACAUCAGGUAACUGCUGAUUUCCUUAAAAAGAUAUUGUAUGACCCUCAUAUGGCAUUUAUUAAAGGAAAACAAAAGGAGUGGUUGGAUAGGAUGGAAAUGAUUGUUGAGAAAAAGAUGGCCCCUCUGGAAUUUCCUCUUGGAAAUAUUGACAUGAUACGAGACUUUUUCGCUUUUGAAAUUUCUAACAUUCCAGAUAUUUUGAAUGUAUUCAAGCACUUGAAUAAGAAUAUUCCACCAAUGCUCAGUGUGGCAGCUUUGGAUGCAAAUAUUAUGGAAAUUGGUGAAUUCAGAUCAGCAACUCCAGAAGAACGUUCAGUUUCAAGAAUCAAUCUCAAUGAUAUUUACUCUUGCCUUAUUGUUGAUAGAAAGUGUAAAAUUUGUAAAUGUAAAGUGGAAUGGGAUCCAAAUGCCAAAGUGCUGAGAAUUUCUCCUAAUUAUUUGGCCAAACCACCUAUCAGUGGUCUAUUCAGAUGUUUACCAUUCCACUCAGUAGCUGGAUGUACACUCCAAGUGUGCAAAUCAAUCAUGACCUUCCUCAAUAAGCCAUGGUCAGAGUGUAUGCUCCACUCGAGAGAAAUGAAUGAAGAUUUUAUCAAGAAGGUUCAAGAAAAACUCAAGCUCGAUCCAAUCAGUAUUGAAUUUUAUCAGUGGAUAAUGCAAGCAAUGAAGGAAGAAGUAUCCUCCGAUUAA